Messenger RNA from Falco peregrinus (peregrine falcon), 5879 nucleotides. It is a transcript of the gene CCDC77, whose product is annotated as coiled-coil domain containing 77. Lineage: Eukaryota; Metazoa; Chordata; Aves; Falconiformes; Falconidae. The transcript is spliced from 11 exons. The coding region runs from base 332 to 1801 and encodes 489 amino acids. The record is from RefSeq and is a predicted model, not a curated record. Gene Ontology annotation, cellular component: centrosome.
UCGGCGCCGCAUGGAAGGCUGCCUGUGAUUGGAGGAGGCGGCGGUCGGCCGGUUGCCUCGCCGUUUAAGUUGUGGCGUGGCGGUUAAGGCGGUAGUUUGGCCGUUGGGGGGUCGCUACGGCGGUGGUGCCGUGUCGUGGUACCGGCCCCCUGCCGCGCUGCCUCGUCCCUGGGUUGUUCGCCAGGGGCCCGCGGCGAGGCUUAGCUCGUGUUUCUGCCGGGCACCCCCGUCUCCGCCAGCCUCCCGGGGUACCCGGGCCCGCCGCCGCCGAGCCCCGCCUCGCAGCGCCUGUCCGUGCCCGCGGUGAGCCCGGCCGUUCCGCAGCGGCGCCAUGAGCGUGACGGACCGCUCUGCCGGGCCCUGCCCCGGCCCCGGCUCCAGAAGGCUGGCAACCCCCCAUGUCUCAUCCAGAUACGCUAGUUCUCAAUCACCAAGUCAGGAGGACUUCACUCCUCUCCCUUCGAUCAGUGAGCGCCUGGCCUUUCUCCAUCCCUCCCGGGAGCUGCUGGAAUACUACCGCAAGAAGAUUGCUGACUUUGAUGAGGAACAUGAAGAUCUGAUAAAAAGGCUGGAGAGAUACAAAGAAACGUAUGAUGAGCAGCACAAAUUGCAAUGGGAAGUACGUCAGCGAGAAGAGGAGAUUGCAGAGUUGCAAAAGGCUUUGAGUGAUAUGCAAGUCUACCUCUUCCAGGAGAGAGAACAUGUCCUUCGUCUUUACUCUGAGAAUGACCGGCUGAAAAUCAGGGAGUUGGAGGAUAGAAAAAAAAUUCAGCAUCUCCUGGCUUUAGCGGGAACAGACAAAGGAGAAGUUACGUAUUUUCACAAGGAGCCUCCACAUAAGGUUACUGUUCUGCAAAGGCCAGCUAAAUCCAGAGAGUCACAUGAACGAAAUGAUGCUUCUAGAACAGGUGUCAAGAGGAGCACUUCAAAACCAGCAGCAAAAGGAGAGAAACCAGCAAGUCCUGAGAGGUAUCGGAGAGAUAAUCAAACACUUCUACUUCAGGUGGAAGCCCUGCAAGCUCAGAUAGAAGAACAGACACAAUUAUCCAAGGAACAGGUUGAGGCACUACUAGAGGACAGGCGGAUUCACAUGGAGGAAGCCCAGGUCCAGCAUCAGAGGGACCAGGAAAAGAUCAAAACUAUAACAGAUAAACUCCAUAAGACCCAAAAUCUCUUAUAUGAGAGUACCCGUGACUUUCUCCAGCUCAAGUUUGAUGCACGAGCCAAUGAGAAAGCAUGGAUGGCAGAGAAGGAUGGUCUGUUGAGGAAACUUGACAAAGAUCUGGAGCCAGGAAGGGAAAAGAAGCAGAGAGAUACCAAGAAGAUGCUUCGAGCAGAUGAUGGAGCUUGGAAACGCCACAGCAGAGAAAUAAAGUCACUACAAGAACAGCUAAUACAGGAACAGCGCCUAUCAAACAUGUAUAGAGAGCAGUGUAUAACCCUGGAAGGUGAGCUGGCUAGGAUUCGUGAGGAGGGAGAUGUUGGCAGAGAACUCUUCAAGGAACGCUCAGAAAAGAUGGGGAAGCGCCUGAAGCUGAUGAUGCAGCGAUAUGAGGCCUUGGAAAAACGUCGUCGUAUGGAAGUGGAAGGCUACAUGAAUGACAUUAAACAGCUUCGGCAGAAGCUGAAAGAUGUAGAGAACCAGCUUUUUAAGGUGACUCUGAAUAUUGGACCAGACCAGGAUCUUGCAAUUCUACAUGAGGUCUGCCAAGGAAACAGACUAACCCAUAAAAUUCAAGGAGAACUAAAAAACUUAAAAGCAAAAAUAUAUGGCUUAGAGAAUGAACUACGGGUCUGCUGAAGCUGGCGUAUUAGCUGGUAUUCUAGUUUUAGGAAUGAUACAUUGCUAGGCUUGAAUAGUCAUGUGCAAGAACAGGUCCUGCCUGUUUCUUGGCAUCCAGUGACAAAAGGCUUGAGGAAAUCUGCAGUUAAUGUCACAGCAUUGUACAUGAGCUGUUCCUAAUGUGCCAGAUUAUAUUGCUGUUUCAGCUGGAAGAUGGCAUCUGAUAAGACCAGCAUAAACAGUACAUGAUGACCAAUAUAUCAGGAAUAUGCUUAUGACUUCAUCUUACCUUCAAAUGUGUGGUAGGGAUCAGUGUAUACUGGCCUUCACCUUUAUUUGGAGCGUACUAUAAACCACAUAUAUGGUUGUAAUGAAACUAAUCACAGAAGGAUCUAGUUCAAGAUCUGAAUUGCUUGACUGACCUUUUCCUAUGUGAGAAGCAGCUUUUAAAAUGGUUUUAAUGAUUGCUAUUUUAGUGCUUAGGCACUUCAGGAUGUAACUGGAAAUUUUCUUUGAAAAAGAUUGCAUGUAGAAAGUAUAGACUAAAGUGUUAUUACUUCUGAUUCUCCCCUUGACAGUAUAAUUAUUUUUAAAUGGCUACCAUUUACUUGGUUCUAACCUAAUUGGGACAAACCUGGCAGAUCUAAUACAGUGGAAACAGAUAACCUGUUCUAGAACUCAUCUGUGAGAACCAGCAACAUCUACACUUGUUUUGAAUGUUUACGGGGGAGAGAAAUACCACGCUAUCUAGUGUCAUCUUCUUGUCCCCUUUCUCCCAGUUUAUCUUAACACACAGAGUAAGCCCAUAAUAAAAGUUAUCUAGCAUCUUCCUUAACCACCAUAUUCUCUAUCUUUGUAGCUUUAAACAAUGUCAUGGUUAUGUUCCAACACACCAUGGUCAACUUUUGCUACAGCAGUUGUUGCUACUGAACUGUAACUAAAAUAGGGGUGGAAGAGCAGGUGCCUAGUGGCUCUGUGAGAAAUAUAACUCUGGCUAUAUGGUGAUUAUCUUCAUACCAGAUAUCAGGACAUGACAAUUCUAGGAAACAGAUGAAAUCAUAAAAAAGGUUUACAACAUGGCUUCACCCCAGUUUGUGAUUGCAGGUAUUUGUGCUUUUAAUGUAGCAUCAGCAAAUCAUGUCCACCUUGUAGACUGAGAGCAGAUCUGUGUUGGGAAAGGGAUUUCAGUGCCUCUGUUUCCUACUGUACCUUUCCUACCUUGUUAGACAUGACAAAAGUGGAAUAAUACUUUUCUGAAGUGUACACCUAGAGGCUUCCAGCACUUCCUUUCCUGUUGAAAAGAACUUAGUGCGUGAAAGCAGGCAGUUUCUUUUGGACGUGGUAGUGGCCAUGGAGUUCCUCGUUCAGAGUUUGGGAGGGGGAGAUACGCAAACGACAGUUUUGUGCUGUCAAGGUUUGGAGAAAGAAUUGGUUUUAUUCCACUAGCUAAAGCAAUGCAGGAGAAGAAAUUCCCUUAAGAAGUCCAUGCCCACUUCAGUUAUGUAUCCUUUUUGUGACAAGCUUGCUGUCCUUUAUGGUCCUGUACUGUGGCUUUUAUUUUAUUUGUAUUCUUGAGGUCAAAUUCAUCACAAACAGGCUUUAGUGGGGGUGGCUGACAGUCUGUACCUAGACGCUCAACUACUACUACAGCUUACAAGAGGCUAUUUUAAAGUACAUUGCACUGAUUAGUUUAGCUGAAAAUGCUGAACUGCUCAGAAACUGACUGAUGAACAACUUUGGUGCUGAUGCUACAUGGACAGUUGAGGAAGGUUGUUAUUAAAUAAUAUUAUCCUUCAUUUAGUCUCACUCUUUCUUAGUUGACUAGUACUUUCUCAGGUAAGUCUAGCUAAUUAAAGUGAGUUUGUAUUUGAAAUAACAUGCUGCUGGUUUGAAGAUGAGAUAUCAAAGUUAUCACAGGUCCUGGAAAACUACUUCUGAAAAAUGCUACAUAAUGAAGUAAUAGCCACUUAUUCAGUGGGAUCCAUCUACUUAGAUUCAGCUGAUGGGAAGCUAGCAAAAAGAUCUCUUGAACCUAUAUCAAUAAAUGGGUUUCUGUUUAUUUUCAGCUUUUCUGAGCUAAAGAAUUGCCUAUGAAAAUUACACUUUCCUCACCUGAAAGCCAUGAAGCGUGUCUGGAUAAAGCCUAUAGGCUUUGAUAAUCAGGUUUGUAAGAUUGGGAGGAAGUAUUGGGGGAAGAAGGAUGUAAAUGUUGAAUUUCCUGUCUUCCUUACCAGUGUUCUUUAUUACAUGAAAGACUGAACACAAUAAAAUGACAGCAUUCCUAAUUUAUCUGCUGGUGUGUCAAAAUCAAAGUGCAGCUUGAAAUUUAUUCUUGAUUUGUCACUAGGCUAUGAACACUUCCUAUUCAAGGGGGUGGUGGUAGAGAAAUGAUGGUAAUACUGAUCUGAAAAUCCAUUUUCUUUGGAAGCUUGAAUUUUUGUCCAAGGGCAAGAAAUGCCAAGUAUUGUACAUGUUCUUUCUGUGUGAUACCAUGUGAUCAUGUGAAAUGUUGCUUUAUGUUGCCAAAACAAAUGUGGACCUUCAAGCCAAGAACUGCUUUAGAAAGCCAAGUGCUUUCUACCACUGACAACUACCCUUUAAGAUGUCAGUAAAGAAUUACUGGCAUUUCCAAAAGGGUUUCCUGGGAAAGGUUCCAAGACCUAUAUUGGUCAAUUUUCUUCCACAGUUUGUGGAGAAAACAAGAAAUGGCAUUUACUCCAAAGACUGACUAGCUUUUUUUGCUAAUUUAAGUUAGUAGUGUGUGAUCUGUAUCCUUUCAAUACAACUAAAUGCCAGGUUAUGUAUGUAGGAGCACAGAAUUUGCAAGAUCUCCAGGGUGACUAAUUCUAGGAAUACAGAGACUGUCCUACAGAGGAUUAAAGGUUAGAACUGGACAAAUGUUCUUAUUGUGAGCCAAGGUACUAACGUGUUUCUUGUGUAAACAGGAGAAAAAUGAGCAGUAGAAUAAACUUUAUUGUUGUGUAGCCUUAUUUAGGUAAGGAAGGGAGUGCAUGCCUUUCAGAAAGGAUGUUGAAAUACUGGGUAAGGCAUGGAACCACAGCAGAAAAGGUUGUGCAAGCACUCGUAUUGUAAUACAUUAAGAAGACUGAUUAAUAUACAUGUAUUUUGAAGAUGAAAAACUACCGAAGGUCUUCUAUCCCAGCAAAGUCUUAGCAAGAACGAGUAGCCUGAACCUGAAGUUGAUAAAAAAAAGGACACAUUUUUAACAGGAAGAUUGUGCCUUUUUUCCUCAUUAUAACAAAUUAUUUGUGGGGUAACAAAUUUUCCAUCUCUACCUUCAAAUCAAAAAAUGAUUGCACCUCUGGAGAAGGUGGCUUGUUUUAAUAAGUUACUGAGUUUGACACGUUAGAAAUUAAUGAAAUAUAAUGACAUGAGUGAACAGGAAAUCAUUUAAUAGUUCCUUCUGGCUUUAAACCUAUGAUUUAAUUAGAUGCAAUAUUUGUAGGGGUUUUUCAGCACUUGUGCAGUUGCCUUAAUUAUAGGAAUGUAUGCUAUGUCAGCUCACCCUACACAGCAAGGUUACACAAGGUAAGAAACCCAAGAAAAACCAAAAAAAAAUCCCUCGUGAUCUUCCUAUACCACAACUUGCAGUAAUUCCCAAAUUGAUAAGACGCUGUGACUGCACUUAAAAGGUGGAAUAACAGUAGCCACAGUUCUGAUAGCUGUCAGAAUAAAUGUGAAUAGUAGUAUAUUAUAUACUUGUAUGCAAUAGCUUAUGUAAGUCGUAUCAAUUCAGAAACACACACAUUUUACCAGUAUGGAUGGACUCUGUGGGCAGCCUAAUAUUCUGGAAUUGUAAUGUCUGGGUGUGUAGGCCAAGAAGUAAUUAUCUGUUAAUCAGAUACUUUUUUGAGACUAGCUGGGAGCAACAUUCAGAUACUUUUUUGAGACUAGCUGGGAGCAACAUUCCUGUGUAUACUUUGUUCUGGAAGAUCAGUUCAUAUUUAUGAAAAGCUAUGUCAUUUAGAUUUUUAAUUACAGUGCUCAAACACCUUUAAUACCACUACACCAUGAAUGUAUUUGUGCCUCCUCAGUCAAAAUCCUAAUAAAGAUGUCUCAUUUGUCCCCAUGCAAA